Messenger RNA from Salvia splendens (bonfire salvia), 409 nucleotides. RefSeq lists its product as uncharacterized. Bases 35 to 409 code for a protein of 124 amino acids. The record is from RefSeq and is a predicted model, not a curated record. NCBI's taxonomy places the organism in Eukaryota, Viridiplantae, Streptophyta, Magnoliopsida, Lamiales, Lamiaceae. The transcript has 3 exons.
UCAGCUUCAGAGGUAAACAGGAUACGGAAUAGUGAUGCAGGAGCUCGAGUAUCUACAGUUAGUGAAUUUGUUCACACGACUGCCAAAUGCAGAACAUCUCCAGUCUCUAAUUCCUCUUUCCAUCUCACUCAGCUGCAAUUUCACCACAGUCAAAGUGAUGUCAAUGGAAGAAUGGUUUGACACACUCAGUUUACUGGAGUCCGACUCCGAUGAUGACUUUAGUAGCGUUCAUGGAGAUAAUGGCCCAUUUACAAAUGGAAGAGUUCUUCAUUACGAAGUAGAUAGCAAGAGUAAUCUUAAAGAGUUGUUCUCAAGCAAAGAUGGAGUAAUGCUAAUAGAUGCCCAAAGAAAAGGGCAUCCUGGCUUAGUGCAGAGUGAAGAUUCUGGUGCGGUGAAGACACUAAACUAG